This is a messenger RNA of Capsicum annuum, 3160 nucleotides long. Its product is annotated as probable xyloglucan glycosyltransferase 12. The record is from RefSeq and is a predicted model, not a curated record. The transcript is spliced from 5 exons. Gene Ontology annotation, molecular function: glycosyltransferase activity. The coding region runs from base 654 to 2744 and encodes 696 amino acids. Gene Ontology annotation, cellular component: Golgi apparatus. Lineage: Eukaryota; Viridiplantae; Streptophyta; Magnoliopsida; Solanales; Solanaceae.
CAUAUAUAUUUGAAUGGUAGCUAAAAAAUCUCUUUCAGAAAAAAAAAAAAAGCCUGGAUCUUUUCUUAUCUUAAUCCAAUUCACACGCCAUCAUAGAAGGAAGAAACUAUUGAAACUGUAUUAUUAAAAUUUCUUCUUUUCGAAUCAAAUCUGGAUUUUAUGUACAUAUAUACAUGUAUAUAAUACAUAAUAUAACCAUAAUCAAAAGUUGUAUUACAUAAAUAAUCCUUUAUGGGCUAAUUUGUUUUGCCCAUUUUCAUCUUCUUGAAAUCAAAUUUCAAGAUAAAUUUAUAAACGUGAUCGUUGUUUCUUGUUUUGAUUUUGAUUUUUCGUUCUUUUGCUAAAGAGUGGAAUCAAAAUCAAAGACGUUUGUUAAGUUGUCAUCAUAACAAUAACUAUUUUUUCGGGAUUUCGCUCAUCAGUUUCUUGUUUGAUCUGUCGUUGUUAGGACAUCACAAUAUUGAAUCUUUUUUUAAUUUUUACACAUGUGACAUGCAUUGUCUGCUUUAUGAUAUAAUCGUAGCAUUUCUUUUGCCAAGUACUCUGUCUUCUGGUCACAUUGUGUUCAUUUUGAGCUAAAAUCAUCAGCAAAGUUACAAUCUGUAGCAAAUUUUUGUCCAAGAUUCCGAAAAGGGUGUUCACCAAAAGGAUCAAUGGCGCGGUUAUUUAGCUGGUGGGGUGGUAAAGAGAUUCAAAGGGGUACACCUGUGGUUGUGAAAAUGGAGAAUCCAAAUAACUGGUCCAUGGUUGAGCUAGAAAGUCCAUCACAGGAUGAAUUCUUGUUAACGAAAAACAAUGAUUCAUUGCCUCAUUACAAAGGUGAAAAGAUGAAAAACAAGAACGCGAAGCAACUUACAUGGGUUCUGCUACUCAAGGCACACAAAGCAGCCGGUUGUUUAACUUCCAUUGCCUCAGCAUUGUUUAGUUUUGGUUCUGUUAUCCGCCAUCGUAUUGCCACUGGAAAAAGAGAUUCUUCCAUGGCCAAUAGCCGGUUCUAUACUUGUAUAAAGGUCAUUGUCUGGUUGUCGUUAAUUUUGCUAGGUUUUGAAAUAGCCGCGUACUAUAAAGGUUGGCAUUUUAGUACUACGGAUCUUCAUAUUCAACGUUUGUACACACUGGCAAAUCCAUUAGCUGUGAAGGGUGUUUUUGAUUUGGUUUAUUCCAUAUGGGUUUUGAUUAGGGUGGAAUAUCUUGCUCCUGUUCUUCAAUUAUUGGCCAAUGUAUGCAUUGUCCUCUUCUUUAUCCAGAGUCUGGAUAGAUUAAUCUUGUGUUUGGGUUGUUUUUGGAUCCGGAUAAGGAAGAUUAAGCCCAUUUUGAAAGAGGGUCCAGAGGAUCUUGAGGCUGGUGAUGGUGGUUACUAUCCCAUGGUUCUUGUUCAGAUUCCCAUGUGUAAUGAAAAAGAGGUUUAUCAGCAAGCCAUUGCAUCUAUGUGCAGUUUGGAGUGGCCUAAGUCAAAAUUGUUGAUUCAAAUUCUUGAUGAUUCUGAUGAUUCCACAACUCAGAUGUUAAUCAAAGAAGAGGUACAAAAAUGGCAGAGGGAUGGUGUAAACAUUAUAUAUCGUCAUAGAGUGAUUAGAGAGGGUUACAAAGCUGGCAAUCUUAAGUCAGCCAUGAAUUGCAGCUACGUCAAAGACUACGAAUUUGUUGCCAUUUUCGAUGCUGAUUUUCAACCAUCACCUGAGUUUCUUAAGAGAACUGUUCCUUACUUCAAGGAUAAUGAGGAUGUAGGGUUGGUUCAAGCAAGGUGGUCCUUCGUGAACAAGGAAGAAAAUCUUCUGACAAGACUGCAGCACAUCAAUUUGGCCUUCCAUUUUGAAGUCGAACAGCAGGUGAACGGAAUUUUUCUAAAUUUCUUCGGAUUUAAUGGAACUGCUGGAGUAUGGCGGAUUAAGGCAUUGGAAGGUUCGGGUGGUUGGUUGGAGAGAACAACUGUUGAAGAUAUGGACAUUGCUGUUCGGGCACAUCUCCAUGGAUGGAAAUUCAUCUUUCUUAAUGAUGUCAAGUGCCAGUGUGAAGUGCCGGAAUCAUAUGAAGCAUACCGGAAGCAACAACAUAGAUGGCAUUCGGGUCCAAUGCAGUUGUUCCGUCUCUGUUUUCCUGCCAUCAUUGAAUCAAAUAUAAGCAUUUGGAAGAAAGGCAACUUAAUAUUUCUUUUUUUCCUUCUAAGGAAACUGAUACUUCCAUUUUACUCUUUCACUCUGUUUUGUAUUAUCCUCCCCAUGACCAUGUUCAUUCCCGAGGCUACAUUCCCUACGUGGGUUGUGUGUUACAUCCCCGCCGCCAUGUCAUUUCUCAAUAUACUUCCGUCCCCUAGAUCUUUCCCUUUCAUCGUGCCAUAUCUUCUAUUCGAGAACACUAUGUCUGUGACAAAGUUCAAUGCCAUGAUAUCAGGCCUCUUCCAACUCGGAAGCUCUUAUGAAUGGAUUGUAACCAAGAAAUCAGGACGGUCUUCCGAGGGUGACCUUUCCUUGUUGAUUGAUGAAAAACCAAAACAUCAAAGAGGUACUUCGGAGCCUAAUUUGGGAGACUUGAAGGAGGAAAUCAAGCAGAAAGCACGAAAAUCUUCACGGAAAAAGAAGCAUAACAGGAUCUAUACAAAAGAAUUGGUUUUGGCUUUCUUGCUUUUGACAGCAUCAGUUAGGACCCUCCUAUCAGCUCAAGGAAUCCACUUUUACUUCUUACUGUUUCAAGGGAUAUCAUUCCUACUCGUUGGGCUAGAUUUGAUCGGUGAACAGGUUGACUAGUCUAAUACGGAUAGACUUCAUGGGGUUAUACUAUUUCAACUGAACUGUCGAAUCGAAGACAGGGUGUUGAGCCUGGCAUUGGUGCGAUAUGUAAAUUGGAGAAGCUGGGGGAAGUUCUGGAGAGACGAUGGCACUAUUGCCUCUUCUCCGGAUGUUAAGCCCCCCAAAACACCAAGUACUCAAGAAGAAGAUCAAGUUGUGGUGGAGCAAACGAUACAAAAACACGCAAUAUAUUUGAAUACAGAAAACCAUCAAGAAUGGUGAUACAUAUUUAUUCAUCAAUACAGUUAAGGCCUUUCCCCCCUUUAUGUCCUGUAAUUUAUUUACAUUUUGGAUUCUUUUAUUCUAUUCAGUACAUUGUUUUGUAAGAAGAUUUUGUUGUAGAAAGUUAAAUACGAGACAUAGAUAAAGUUGAA